Molecule: messenger RNA, 1554 nt
Organism: Babesia microti strain RI
Lineage: Eukaryota; Apicomplexa; Aconoidasida; Piroplasmida; Babesiidae
Exons: 1
Coding region: 1-1554 (517 amino acids)
Biological process (GO): regulation of mitochondrial mRNA stability; mitochondrial RNA processing
Cellular component (GO): mitochondrial matrix; ribonucleoprotein granule
Molecular function (GO): RNA binding
Source: RefSeq, a predicted model, not a curated record
AUGAAGUAUCCUUUCUUAGCUAAUGAAAUAUCCCGUUUGAAAUCAGCCUCGGACGCUGAAAGGGUAAUUAAAAAGUUUGUUUGUGUAAUCCCUAGGUUAAGUGGCUCCAUGAUCGCAUGCUGUAUCAAUAUUUUAAGUAAAAGGAGUGACAUAGUAUCGCAUGAUUACCUCAGAAAGAUAACCAAUAAACUAAUAACUUAUGAUAAGGAUGACAAACGACCAUUUUUACUAAAAUGCUUGGACGUUAGAGAUGUAUGCACAAUUUUGAAUUCCUUUUCCAACCUAAAUUAUAACAAUGAAAGUUUUUUAAACGCAGCUUCGGAUAGAUUAAAUAGUUGUCUAGAUUCAAUUACGGCUAGGGAAUCAAGUAAUGCAAUUUUUUCACUAACAAAGCUCAAUCCAUCAUCAAAAUUAUUUUUAAACAAGCCUAUAAAACAAUUUGUAAACACAAGGGAUCUCACUGAACAAGACACGUCUAUGCUCAUUACAGCAUUAUGUAACAGGAAGAAUAAUAGGAAAAGGGAUGUUAAUUUGUUGAUUAAGGCGGCUGACUCUCAAAAGGAUCAUUUCUCAGAUCAAUCAUUGUCAAACAUUGUAAAUUCUAUCUCCAAGUUGGCGUGUAAUUCAUCGGAUAGGGAUAAAUAUAUAACAUUUUUGAACAGAUUAAUCCCAAUUAUAUCAGCUCGAUUAGAUAAUGGAGGUAUUACUGUACAGGGUAUUUCCAAUAUUGCAAAUGGGUAUGGUAAAUUGGGAAUUAAAAAUGAAGGAUUGUACUAUCGAAUUGGUUGCAAUUUGGUUAAUAGAAUAUUAGAAUUUACUCCUAGAGGUAUAAUUAAUGUUUUAAAUGCUUACGCUAAAAUUGACUAUCCCCACAAAAACAGUUUUGUUGUAUCUGCCAAAUAUCUUAUAGACAAAUUGGACGAUUUUACACCUCAGUGCUAUGGCAACGUAUUAGCCGCAUUUGCAAAAUUCAAUCACAACUUCAAAGAUCAAAAUAUAACAAAAUUUUAUAAAGCUUGUUCGGUCAAAUUAUGUUAUGUUAAUGAUUUCUCCAAUUACAUCCCGCAAAAUUAUUGCAACAUAUUGAAUGGGUUGGCAAAAGUUGGCGUUGUAGAUGAUAAAUUAUUCACCAACUUCUCAAUCCAAUUGGAGAAUUGCGAUUGUAAAUUCGCUGCGACGGAUGUUUCCGUGUUGAUAAAGGCAUAUUCAAAGUCCUCCGUAUUGAGGAAGGGAUUUUUAGCUAAAUUUUGCACCCUGGCCCAACAGAUGUCAAAGGAAAUGUCACCCAUGGAAUUGUCAUCAUCUAUCAAUUCCCUAGACAAAAUAUACAGAGUGGACUUAUCUAGUCCCAAUUCUAACUUUAGUCCAUGUGACAUUGUAGAAAUGAAAAACAAUGUAAAAAAUACAUUGAAAAGUUUGUUAAUGACUGUGAAGAAUAAGGCUGAUGAAAAUGUACAAUUUCGGGCUUUGGAUAUUAAAUUAAUUAGGAAAUGCAUAGAAAGGUUGAAACUUGGAGAUAAUGAAUCUAACAUAUCACAGUCGCAAGUUGACUAG